Messenger RNA from Linderina pennispora, 1738 nucleotides. Its product is annotated as cysteine desulfurase. The record is from RefSeq and is a predicted model, not a curated record. Bases 71 to 1429 code for a protein of 452 amino acids. Gene Ontology annotation, molecular function: cysteine desulfurase activity; pyridoxal phosphate binding. The transcript has a single exon. NCBI's taxonomy places the organism in Eukaryota, Fungi, Kickxellomycota, Kickxellomycetes, Kickxellales, Kickxellaceae. Gene Ontology annotation, cellular component: nucleus; cytosol; mitochondrion. Gene Ontology annotation, biological process: [2Fe-2S] cluster assembly.
UUCCUAUUGCCCACCCAAAUUCCGUUUUUUUUUUUUCUUGCUCGUAGGCACUCACUAUUAACACCAAGCAAUGUUGACAAAUGCACUGAGGACACUUGCGCCUCGGGUCCGCACCGCCGGCCUGCGCACAUCGAGACUGCUGUCGACCACGACGCGCACUCGCUAUGCAGCCGAGCCGGUGGCCAACCACAACAAGCCCACUGAAGCGCUGGACUCAAACACGAUGCCGAUCUACCUGGACGCACAGGCAACGACGCCGCUGGACCCGCGCGUGCUGGAUGCCAUGAUGCCGUAUAUGACCGAGGAGUACGGCAACCCGCACUCGCGCACGCACAAGUACGGAUGGGAGACUGAGCAUGCGGUGGACACAGCGCGCGAGCAGGUGGCUAAUCUGAUCGGAGCCCACCCCAAAGAAAUCAUCUUCACGUCGGGAGCCACGGAGGCGAACAACACGGCGAUCAAGGGCGUGGCGCGGUUCUACAAGGGCAAGAAGAACCACGUCAUUACCAGCCAGACCGAGCACAAGUGCGUGCUGGACUCGUGCCGCGUGCUGCAGGAGGAGGGCAUCGAGGUGACGUAUCUGCCGGUCGACAAGGGCGGACGCAUUGAUCUGGAUCAGCUGAAGCGCGAGAUCCGGCCCACCACAUCGCUGGUCUCGAUCAUGGCCGUCAACAACGAGAUCGGCGUGGUCCAGGACAUCAAGGAGAUCGGCCGCCUGUGCCGCGAGCGCCGCGUGUUCUUCCACACCGACGCCGCGCAGGCUGCUGGCAAGAUCCCGCUGGACGUCAACGAGAUGAACAUCGACCUGAUGAGCAUCUCGGGCCACAAGCUCUACGGCCCCAAGGGCGUCGGCGCUAUGUUUGUGCGUCGCCGCCCGCGCGUGCGGCUCGAGCCAAUCAUGACCGGCGGUGGUCAGGAGCGCGGGCUGCGCAGCGGCACGGUUCCGUCGCCGCUAGUGGUCGGCAUGGGUGCUGCUGCUGCCCUGGCUCAGCGCGAGGCUGCGUAUGACUACGCCCACAUCUCCAGCCUCGCCUGCCGCCUCAUCGACGGCAUCCAGUCGCGUGUUUCGCACGUGGUGCGCAAUGGCAACCCCAACCACAUGUACCCGGGCUGCGUCAACCUGUCCUUCUCCUUCGUUGAGGGCGAGUCGCUGCUGAUGGCACUCAAGAACGUUGCCCUGUCGUCUGGCUCUGCCUGCACGUCGGCGUCGCUCGAGCCGUCCUAUGUGCUGCGUGCUCUGGGCGCCGAGGACGACAUGGCCCACUCGUCCAUUCGCUUUGGCCUCGGCCGCUUCACCACCGAGAGCGAGGUUGACUAUGUCGUGCAGAACGUCGCUGCUCACGUCGAGCGUCUGCGCGAGAUGAGCCCGCUGUGGGAGAUGUUCCAGGAGGGCAUCGACCUGAAGAGCAUCGAGUGGUCGCAGCACUAAAUGACUAGUUCGUCCACUGCCACAUAAAAAUAUAUUCCAAAUCUCCUAUAUGCGCAGUCGGAUCUUUUGCUCCAGCACACCGCAAGUCUCGCUGAGUCGCCGGCUGGAUGUCUUGGCCCACAUGUCUGCCCACUCGCUGAGGUCGCGCGCUGGCAGCGGAACCCCGUUGAUUUCCAUCGCCAGCACCACGCAUGCUGCCCCGAGUCUCCGCGAUGACCCCGAAUCGUCCAGCAGCCCGGCCCUGACUGCAUCGCUAGCCAUACGCCAUGCCGUGCGUGCCACAUUCUUGACUUGCACACCAAUACGUUC